AUGGAUGUGAACCCAUUAGCAAACCCAAAAGGUGUGAAGUUACUAUGUGAGCUUUGUCGAAUUCCAGCCUUCAUCCAGUGCAAGGGCUGUAAAGUGACGUACUACUGCUCCCGUGAACAUCAAAAAGCAGAUGCGGUUGGAAUCCAUGACAAAGUUUGUAGCAGACUGGCACUUUUACGGCAACCAGUUCAGUUUUGGCCGUCGAAAGAAGAAAGAGAAAAAAGAUACAAGGCAAUGCAGCUUGAAAAGAUUGAACUGAUAGAGAUGGCCAGAACCCUGGCACAGAAGAUGUUGUUUGAAGGGAAGCACGAAGAGUCAGUCCCCGCAGCCAUGCUGAGCCUAAGAUAUGCGAUUGAUGUUUAUGGAGUGUCAACUAUCGAGCUCGUACCUUCCUACUUAAUCAUGGCUGAGGCUAGCAUUGGUUUAGGCAACCUGGUGCAGGCAGAGGAAUACCUGGCCAAAGCUGACUGGACGAUUCUGAAGACGCCAGAUUGCACCAAGGCAAUCAAAUCUAGGUUGUACAGGAAUCUUGGUCUCUUGUACGUGGCCAAAGGGGACUUUCAGGAGGCUCUUGUCAACUUUGCUGAUGAUAUUUACAAUUCAUCACACGAGUUUGGGACGGAUGAUAUUCGAACUUCAGGUGGAUACUUCCACAUGGCGAAUGUUUUCUUCAGGCAAGGAAGGAGGGAUAUCGCUGACUCCAUGUACAAACAGGUAAUCAGCAUCUGGUACGAAUACCUAAACCACACACUGACAGUCAACAUUUCUGCUCAAGAAGAUGAAUCCAGGCGCAAGUCCAAAAUGUUGAACUCGGCUAAGACUUUGAUGGAGGAGAUAUCAAGCGGGUUAGAUGAAGCACAAGAAGCUGAAGCCAUACAAAUCCUAAGCUCAAUCCACAACAUUAAGGAACAUCAGCCAGACAGGCAGUCCAAAGAUUUGGCACAAACUUGUCAUAACCUGGCCAUGCUGUAUUUCCUAAUGGGUGAUCUUAACAAGGCAAAAGAAUAUGGCCGCAAGUCUAUCGUUGCCAGUGACCAGGUCAAGGAUGAUAAAUUCUCCAAAUCUUUGGUUGAAUUCAUGAAAUUGUGCGAGAGACAAAUUGUUUCAAAUUAA
Molecule: messenger RNA, 1113 nt
Organism: Candidula unifasciata
Lineage: Eukaryota; Metazoa; Mollusca; Gastropoda; Stylommatophora; Geomitridae
Source: the annotation of a GenBank genome assembly